CUUCAGCUUGAAGAUGCUCUGGCAGAACGGCUCUUCACAUAUUUAGGGUGGGGAGAUUUAACUAAUCUAAAAUUAUGGGGGGUGUUCAGAGCUUCAGGGAGAUGUGUGAUCGCACAAAAAAUACCAACAUUCGUCUGAGUCUUCCUGCGGUUUGUGUGGUGUGGGAAAUAGCCAUGAUCAUUUUAUUUGGAGUCUUUAUCCGAUACAACUGGGAAUCAGAUGCACACUGGGCCGAGAGCAAGCAUAAUUUAAGUGACAUAGAGAAUGAUUUCUACUACAGGUAUCCAAGUUUCCAGGAUGUCCAUGUGAUGAUUUUUGUUGGAUUUGGUUUCCUGAUGACGUUUCUUAAGCGGUACAGCUUCGGCGGGGUGGGGUUCAACUUCCUGAUCGCUGCCUUCGGCAUCCAGUGGGCUCUGCUGAUGCAGGGCUGGUUCGGCUCCCUGGAUUACAGUGAUGGGAAGAUCAAAGUUGGAGUUGAAAACUUCAUCAAUGCAGAUUUCUGCGUGGCCGGCUGCUUGAUCGCCUACGGAGCGCUGCUGGGUAAAGUCAGCCCGGUCCAGCUGUUGGUCCUGACUUUGUUUGGGGUUACACUUUAUGCUGUGGAGGAACAUAUCAUCAUCAAAAUCAUACAUGCCAGAGAUGCUGGAGGCUCCAUGGUGAUCCACACUUUUGGAGGUUAUUAUGGUCUUGCCAUAUCGUGGAUGCUCUACCGACCAAACCUGGACCAGAGCUCUCGUCUGCAGGGCUCAAAGUACCAUUCAGAUGUCUUCGCCAUGAUUGGAACCCUCUUCCUGUGGAUGUUCUGGCCCAGCUUCAACUCAGCCAUUGCGGGUCAUGGUGAUGGGCAGCACAGAGCCUUCAUCAACACCUACCUGUCUUUGGCUGCAACUGUGCUCACCACUUUUGCUCUUUCAAGCCUCUUCCAGAAACAUGGAAAAUUAGACAUGGUUCACAUCCAGAACUCCACCCUAGCUGGAGGUGUGGCAGUAGGAACAGCUGCAGAGUUCAUGCUGACGCCUUAUGGGUCCCUUAUUGUCGGCUUCUGCUGUGGUGUUUUGUCCACGCUUGGAUAUGUCUUCAUUACGCCAUUCUUGGAGAAGCACAUGAAGAUCCAAGACACAUGUGGGAUUCACAACCUUCACGCCAUGCCAGGAUUCCUUGGGGGUGUUGUCGGAGCCAUCACUGCAGCAGCUGCUUCAGAUACGGUCUACAGCCAUGAGGGCUUGGUGAACACCUUUGACUUUAAAGAUGAAUUCAAGGACAUGGUACCCACGGUUCAGGGAGGACACCAGGCAGGAGCCCUCUGUGUGGCUUUGAUCUUCGGUAUAGGCGGCGGCAUCUUGGUCGGUGCGGUCUUAAGAUUACCUAUCUGGGGUGAUCCUGCAGAUGACAACUGCUUUGAUGAUGAGGCCUACUGGGAGGUGCCAGACGACGAGGAGAACAUCAUACCAAACAUCCAGUACAACAACCACAUGCAAAACAAAGAUGUGUGAGUUUAUUUAUCCAUCAAAAAUGUUCCACUUGGAAUCAAAUUUCAGCAUGGAUCAGGAUUCCAGGCCUCGGUCAUGAGUGGAAGCUGAUUUCAUCACGGAUUCUUUUGGAUUUCUUCACAUUCCUGCUGGACACACAUUUUCUUAAACACCAAAGAAAUGUUAUAAACUGAGAUUGUGAACGU
Nothobranchius furzeri (turquoise killifish) is the source of this 1675-nucleotide messenger RNA. RefSeq names its product Rh family, C glycoprotein b (gene rhcgb). Gene Ontology annotation, biological process: ammonium homeostasis; ammonium transmembrane transport. Gene Ontology annotation, cellular component: plasma membrane. The record is from RefSeq and is a predicted model, not a curated record. Gene Ontology annotation, molecular function: ammonium channel activity. NCBI's taxonomy places the organism in Eukaryota, Metazoa, Chordata, Actinopteri, Cyprinodontiformes, Nothobranchiidae.